Scophthalmus maximus (turbot) is the source of this 4151-nucleotide messenger RNA. Its product is annotated as SERTA domain-containing protein 2. The record is from RefSeq and is a predicted model, not a curated record. Gene Ontology annotation, molecular function: transcription regulator activity. The transcript is spliced from 2 exons. NCBI's taxonomy places the organism in Eukaryota, Metazoa, Chordata, Actinopteri, Pleuronectiformes, Scophthalmidae. Gene Ontology annotation, cellular component: nucleus. The coding region runs from base 910 to 1725 and encodes 271 amino acids.
CUGUAUGCAUGUACAAAAUAUACCAAAAUAUAAAACUAUAAGUACAUGUACAGCAGAUAUUAUCACCGGUGCAGACGAUUUUACGCACAAACAAUCCCCAGGGGAAAAAAAUAAUGUAAUUGUUUUUGUUUUGUUUCAUUAAUAGCUGAGGGGAAACCGAGAGGCCACGGAAUGGAACCCACCUGACCGUCCACCAUCUUGACAUGUUCUGGGAUUAAAGGGCAGAAACAUUGAUGACGAGCGGCUCCCACGGAUGAAUUCAGAUAUUCAGGUGCAAGAGGAAAAAAAAGCCACGCAGGUUUAACCAUCUAUCAAUAAACAUGAAUAUAUUAUUUUGCUUCUAUUUCCUCCCCAACCAUCUGGCGACCUCCAGAAAUGAUCUUGUGACCCCUAUGGAGGGUGGGGACCCCCAGGUUGAGAGUCACAAAUAUAUAUAGAUAUAUAUCUAUACUAUUGAGCACCAGUGGUGUAAAUAAAUGAACGUGUAACUUCCUGGUGGUCCGGUGUGUAGCUGCCCGGACUUGGCUACAGUAAAAACAUUUCAUUUCCCGGAUCAUGUCAUUUACUACUGUCGGCGCCGCUCACGUGUUCACGUGUUCCGGCGAGUGGAUGCCGACUUUCACGAGGCGCACCUGAACGCAGCGGCGGCGGCGGCGGGCACAUUCCGCUGCCCCGUGAGUGGAGGAGGAGGCGGAGUCUUGAGCAGCGGCCGGGUCCGCCAAUCAGCGGGCGGGACCCCUGAGCUCCGAGCCCCGCCCCCCCUCUCCAUGCUCCUCCCCCCACUGCUGCCGUGCGUGGACCGUCGGCACAUUCCUCUUAUUCCCGGGACUCGACGGCGACGCGACGCCGCCAAAAACGCCGCGGAUUUCCACAUCAACUCAUGACACCACCCGAGGACACGUAAGGGCGAUGCUGGGUCGCGGCGUGAAGCGAAAGUGGAGCUGCCUGGAGGAGCUGGAGGCGGAGGCGGCGCCUGCUGCUGUGACGGAGGAGAAGCAGCAGCAGCAGCAGCAGCGUGCGGAGGGGGAGGAGGACGGCGGGGAGGACGAGGGCGGGCUCCCCGCGGCGCCGCCCAAGUCCGAGACGAGCCACCUGCAGCAGCGGCAGCUGGUGCUCGGCCUCUGCCUGGAGAAGCUGCAGCACUACCAGGCCGGCGUGGAGCUCAGCCUCCGCCGCUCGGUGCUGCUCGUCAACACGCUCCGGCAGAUCCAGGAGGACAUGCGGAGCGACGGGCCGGGAACCUGCGUCCACCCGGACUCCUGCCUGCUCCGGGGCGACCUCAGGCGGGACAUGCCGGUCACGUGCCCCGGCUGUGCAGAAGGCGUCGGGGGCCACCUGCCUCUGUCUUCCCCCCCUGAGUUCCCCCCACAGGAGGCAGACGGCUCGCACGACCCGCAGAAAUCCCUGCCCGCCGCCGCCGCUGCCACCGCCACCGCCACCGCCACCAUCAGCGCUUUCAGCGACGCAGUGAACGCCAUGGGCUACCUCGGCGACCUCGCCCUGGACGACAUCUUCGAGGACAUCGACACGUCGAUGUACGAGACCUCGGACCUGCCCUCGGCCUGGCCGACGGGCUCGCCGUGGCCCGUCGGCGUGUCGCUGUGGGCGGACGAGGACGUGAAACUGCGCGCUGCCGGCCACGGGAGCUCGUCCGGGAGUCUGCAGUCGUGUCUCCUGGACCUGAACGAGCUCGACCACAUCAUGGAGAUUCUGGUCCAGUCUUGACGGACUCGUGGAACGUUUACUGCACUCGUGGAUCUGAUGGCGGCUCCUCCGAGGGGAGGACGCUGCCAUCGGACGCGGUGACGCCGGAUCUUUUCUGGCUCCAUCUGACAUUUUGCUGGAGAGAUGUUUUAAAACUUCAGCUGAUGUGAGGAAAAGGUCCACUUUUUGAAAACACUUUUGCACUGUUUUUUUUGUGGGAGAACUGAAAAUUUCAAUUUUCAAUUUUGAUAAUCCAUAACUUAAUUAAGUAAUAUGUCAAGCAAAAAAAACAAACUGAUUCUAGCUUUUCCAUUGACAAUCUUCUGAUUUAAAAAAACCCGACUAUUUUCCGUCAUUUUAAAGACCAAAUUAUUAAUCAAUCAUUAUUAAUCAAUUAAAAUAAAAACAUUCUUCGAUUGUAGCUUUACAGCAAUCAGACGUGAUUCUAAGGCAUCUUAGAAGAGAUGGAAAGAUUCUACAGAGACAAGACCAGGGCAGCUUUCCAUCGUAAAAAAAAAACAGGUCUUUUGAACAAUCUGUACAGUAACAGUAGAUGAAGCUCAUCCACACAAAGUCAAUACACCAAAAGAACAUUGCAGCACUUGUGAGGAAAGUGUUGUAACUUCACAUGUAACAGAGUAAGAGUUCUCAAGGUGCAUUUUUUUCCCCGUAAGUGCAGGUGGAACUUUACGUUUCUUGUGUUUAUGCCACUUUAAAAAAACAUUUUUUAAGUACGUAUUUUUUCAAUGUAAAAGCAGCAGCAGCACAUCUGAGUGACUCAGGAAGAAGGAACCCGAGCCGCCGUCGACCGGCGCCGCUUGCGCGUCUCUCAGGCUCUUGAAUCAGACCUGGGGUUGAUUAUUAAUCAUGAAAUAUAUCCCUUCAACAUCUGAAGCGGGUGUGCUUCAGCCGGGAGGGCGAAGGCCCGGGUCUCCCUUCGGCUCCGGGGACUGAAUGGAUGUUUCAACGCUCCAUGUAGGAACUUUGAAUCAGAAACGGACCGAGGGCCGACGUCCGUGGCCGAUGAAUUCUGGGGGGAUUUAGCCAAAGAAGAGAGCGUCCGAUCUCAGGGGAAUCGAACGCGCCGCCGCCGCUCACGUCGAAUCACAAGAGGCGGGAAAAUAAGCCGGCGUCUAGGCCCGAUUGGAGAAAGCGUAAAAAAAUGGAAUGCCUUUACCUAAUAUUAUUCUUAUUUAUGAAUGAAAACAGAUUUUUUAAACUUGUGCUUCUGUCUGUUGUUUGGGUGCGAGUGUAAUUCAUGGUUCAGAUUCUUCGUGGACUGUCGGCGUGUGAUGAUUGACGCCACGUCCGUUUGGACAAAACCGUAUUCACGGUAACUCCAGCGUGGCUCUGAAGGCAGCGUAUCAUGUGUUUUGUUUGUUUGUUCAAAUAGAAAUGUAAUCCCAGUCUGGUUCUGACUCCCAUCGCCUCGAGUCGACGAUCAGGACGACUUUGCCACGUCGCGGAAUUGUAACUGACAACAGACGCCUAAUGUAUUUUUCUUAACGGCCUUACAGCGAUGAUGUCAUGUUUUAUACGUGUUUUCUACCUGAAACUCCCAACUUCCUGUCCCGGAGGAAAGCGAGAGGAAGCGACCGGAAGGUCGCGAUUGAACUGCGCGCUAGUUGUGACCUUCACUUUCCUGCAGGGUUUUUUUUUUAACUUCCUGUUCUACCUCCGUGUGCGUCGGUUACACCAGGACACACUCCCGCGCGCCAUAGAUCUGACGUGACCGACGGACACAAGUCAGCGUCGUUCAUUUCACCGCUCGAUCUCCAGGCCUGAUAAUCUCGCCCCUAAUCCGCCCUCGUCUUGGUCUCUGGGUCUCACGUGGACAACGUGCCUUACUAUCCCCAACCGGCAGGUCUUUCCACUCGGGCUGUUUGUGGCCCCGUCUGCGAGAUCGAGCUCCAUUGAUAAAAGCCUUAAGAACUGUGGCGGCGGGGGGGUCGUUACGUAAACGCACCGAGAGCUUCCUCUUUCCUUUUUCUAGUCCACGCUCGGUGAACACUGCUGCCACAUGAGCCUGAUGCAUCCUGACGGGCCGACAGCGAACUAGCCGAGGGAGGAGGUGGCAGCCGGAGCCAGGAGGGGGGGGGGGGGGGAUAAGUGGUGGUGGUGGAUGUGGAGGAGGAGGAGGAGGAGGAGGAAGAGGAGGAGGAGGGAGGAAGAGGCUUUUGCGUCACUCGAUCAGCGGGAGGAGUUUAGAGCUUGUUUUUUGCCCCUGGACUCAGACACGAGCACCAAUCGCAGGAGACGUAGGCGGAGACACACACACACACACACACACCACUGGCUGCUUCGACGACAACUUGUUUUUUCUCUCUCUCCGCUCCUGAUGCACAGACACAGUGUGGAUCAGCUGGAUCUCAGCCUUGCGAAAUAAAACCACUUCUGUUCCCCCCCCCCCCCGCUUAUAUAAUCUGUCAAGACCGACGGACUGACGU